AUGGAGAAGGCUGGAGCAGUGGAAUUGUUUGUUUCGUAUCAGGUUUACUGCGCAAGUUGGAAGCCCGCAUACGACAUUCGAGCAGUGACAACGGCCGAAGGUGAGCAGGAAAACUCGAUAAAGUUGUGCUACUACGGUCUCGUAGAGCAAAAUACUGGUGAUGACUGGAUCGACACUGAUAUGGUGCUAUCCACUGCAAGCCCUUCCAUUGGCGGUUGUGCGCCACAGUUAGCAACACUUUCCGCCAGUAUUCAUCGUUCAAAUAAAUUUCAACGUCAACGACACACGUCAGCCGCGAGACGUAAACCGAUGUACGAGGCCUCCGAGGAAGACAUGGGUUUCGGCUCUUUCGAUUGUAACGAAAUGGCAGACGCAGCAGCUCUGCAUCGAUACAACACAGCUCAGCUAAGCAGAAGCAGCGAAGAGAACAGCGUUUCUACACCGAGCGUGGAGAACUUAAUGUCAACUUGUUUUUCUGUUCCACGAGCGGUAACUAUCCCUAGUAAUGGUGUGGAACAUAAAGUAUUAGUGGUUAUGGUUGAUCUGACGUCCUCGUUUACGCAUGAAUGUGUGCCGUCCCGGUGCGCUUCCGCCUUCCUUUCAGCUGUAGUGACCAACACUACAACCUUCCCUCUUCCUCCAGGAGAUGCAGCCGUUUACCUGAACAGUGGAUUUGUGGCCAAAACUCAUCUUCGAUCGGUGCCACCUGGUGAAGAAUUUCGAUGUUCAUUAGGAGUGGAUCCCUCAAUAAAAGUCGAUUACAAAACACCUACCACAACUCACGAACAGGUGGGAUUCAUGUCGAAGAGCACUCUGAUCACUCAUGAACAAAUUGUCUCACUUAGAAACGCUAAAGUGACUCAGUCUGUGCAGAUCACUGUUAGGGAGCAGAUACCCAAGUCUACGGACGAAAAAAUAAAGAUAUGUGUUGUUUCACCCGAUGUUCGAGGAAAGCAAGGAGAAGCCAAACUCAACAAGGAUCACAAUUUGGAGUGGCCGGUUGUGUUAGCUCCUGGUCAGCAUACUGAUCUGUCAAUCAAGUACACCAUCGAGCAUCCAGCCAGUGAAUCGGUCUCAUUCAAACUUACUCCGUAG
Necator americanus (New World hookworm) is the source of this 1095-nucleotide messenger RNA. RefSeq lists its product as uncharacterized. Lineage: Eukaryota; Metazoa; Nematoda; Chromadorea; Rhabditida; Ancylostomatidae. The transcript has 9 exons. The coding region runs from base 1 to 1095 and encodes 364 amino acids. The record is from RefSeq and is a predicted model, not a curated record.